Messenger RNA from Cuscuta campestris, 874 nucleotides. Lineage: Eukaryota; Viridiplantae; Streptophyta; Magnoliopsida; Solanales; Convolvulaceae. The record is from the annotation of a GenBank genome assembly.
CCUAAAAGUUUUCAAAUUUUCAAAUUUUCCACUUAUUAUCUUAUUUUUACCCUUAGGACGGAUUUCUGGUGUUGACCAAUCCAAUCUCUUCUAAAUUCUCUAAACACGAUAAACAGCAAAUCCAAUGCCGAAAACCCAGAAUUUCUUCACCCUGCUAGCAUCGCUCUUGUUCAUUGCAGCCAUGGCUGAUUCAGAUACGAGUGUUUACAUCGUUUAUACCACGGUACCUGCCGAUGUCGAGGACCACGCCAAAUAUCACGUCGAAACCCUAGCUCCUAUCUUCGGCAGUGAGGAUGCAGCGAAGGAGGCGAUAUUGUACACUUACACGGCUGCAGCCACAGGGUAUUCCGCUAAGCUGACUCCUGCACAGGUUUCUAAGAUUUCCGAAAAUCCUGCCGUCCUUCAAGUUGUCAAAAGCCAACCAUCACUUUUACAUCUCUCCCAGCAUAAACUUACAUAGUUGGCAUCAGACAACGAUCAUCGCACCCACAUGUUAUACGAAUGAUAUCUUCUGCUUUUGUAUGUAUUGACAACUGCACGAGCCGGGCACGCAUUAACUAGCUCCAGGUUUAAAUGCAUGUUGUACCUUCUAGAAAGUAAUAAAUGUCGGGGCUCAUAUGAGGCGGACUCGUUCCCUCCGUUAGCUUCACUGUUGAACUAAGAAAGUUUGAACUUAGAUGAUAUACAUUCCUGUUUUUACUUGUGCAUGGACACGACGAAUAUGCAAAAUGUUUAUCCUUUUCAUAAACAAAACAUGCAAUAUGUAUGGAAAUAGAAAUGAACUGGAUGCGUCCACUAUUACUAUUAGGACACUGCUUUUGUUACGCCAUGAUACUCUGUACUCCGUAUUUGUUUCUGUCUAUGGUUGUUUACC